GUCAAUAAGUCAGAUGGACUUUCAACUCGUACAGAAUAUUACAAGUGAAUCUACAUUUCACAUUUUCAGGGAGUAUCAAUCUUCCUGGGGAUCUACUGUUGAAAGUACACUCGGUUGGUGUCGCAGCCUGCUACGUUCUAGUUUAUGAACAAGCCUUGUGGGAAAAUGUCUAUAAAAUAGGUCAAGUUGCAGCAUAUGGAUAUGUUCUUACAGGACAAGUAAAUAUUUAUAUUGGUUUUAAAUGCAGCCACCAUCUCUCCUAUGACACUAUAUGUGUAAACAUUGAGACACUGGGAUAGAAAGUCAGUAAUUCUUCGUCUUCAAGAGUUGUAACCCCUAGCGAUGUGAGGCAGUACAAGUGAGUGUUCCGGUGACAUGGCUGAGACACGUUCAGGCCCAGCCAGUUGGUAAGGUAGUCACCAUGGAGUGGCACAAGGCACACUUGAGGAGCGUAUUGUGGCAGGCGAUGGCCUUGCUGCUGCUGUCUCCCUACUCCACACAGCUGUGUCCAGACCAAUGUCAGUGCCAUGGUAACAACAGUUCAGGGCAGGUCAAGGUCAGUUGUGCUGACCUCUCCCUCACAGCUGUCCCCAUUGGUCUUCCACAGAAUACCACCAUUUUGAAUCUCCAUGGUAACCUCAUUUCUAAUCUGAGCCAGGACAACCUAGACAAACUUCCAGAAGGACUAACAGAAAUUGACCUUGGCCAUAAUAAAAUUACAGAAGUUGGUGAAAAUUUUCUUCAGAAUUUGAAACAGCUGACAAAAUUGUCAUUGGACUCUAAUCAAAUACAAGUAAUACAACCAGGAGCCUUCCAGCAUCUUCACAGUCUAAGGAAUCUAAACCUGGCUAAAAACCAAAUGGAAAUGCUGCAGGCAGAGCUAUUCUUUGGACUUACUGAGCUACGCCUGCUGAAUCUUAGUGAAAACUUUGUAUCAAAUAUAGAGAACAGUACAUUCCAUGAACUUGACUCCCUGAUGACGUUGGAUUUAAGUUUUAACAAGCAUCUGUCUCUUACCAACACAAGCCUGUUGGGCUGCAGUGGAGUUCACACACUAUAUUUACAAGGAAGUGAACUAGAUGCAAUAGCAAUUCAGGCGUUGGACGGCAUGAAGUCUCUCGUUUAUCUUGAUCUCUCCCAUAACAGUAUUCCGUAUGUGAACCGAUCAACAUUCCCAAGCCUACAGUCGUUACAACACUUAGUCCUAACUAAUAGCAGUAUUGGUCAACUAGAGCCAAAUGCAUUCUAUUCUUUUCCUGAACUGGUGAAUUUGACGCUUGACCAUAAUCCAUUCAAGGAAAUAGUUGGUGGUACAUUAGCGGGACUAAGCCAUCUGGAGACCCUUUCCAUCAGCUAUCUUCCUCACCUCUACUACAUAUACAGCAAAGCUUUUGAUAGUUUACCCAGUCUACGAGUUCUGUUGAUCCACAACAAUCCGCGACUGGCAUACCUCCACUACAACUUAUUCCACGGCUUACACAGACUUACUUAUCUUGAUUUGAGCUUUAAUAAUAUCACUCGUGUUCAUGAAAAUGUGUACAGUAAGUUCAAGAGUGUAACAGUGGAUGUCAAUGGGAACUACCUCUUGUGUGACUGUGAACUAGAUUGGAUACUACAAACAAUAUUUUCUUAUUCCACUGACCUUCGUGUGACCUUCCAGAAUGUGGAUAAGCUUAACUGUAGUUUUGAAGACAACUUAUCAGAUGAAUAUCCACUGUGGAACCUAUCCACCAGUGACUUGAAGUGCCAUAACCUAUCCACAAACUCUUCACAGAACAACUCCUUACUGUUCUUCCCCAUCGGGAAGUCUGCAAACUUAUUGUGUGAUGUCGAAGGUCAUCCCAGUCCAACCAUCACAUGGAUUCUUCCUCACAACAGACAAAUUUCCUUUCACAACUCGCAUCUACUUAUCCACAAGGAACAUACAGCUAAAUCUGAGAUAGAUCAGAAUAUUAUGUUACAUAAACGUCCCUCGUGGCAUAACUCAGGAAGUUACAGAUCAGAUAUCGAGAAUCAUCCCGACAGGAUUAUUGUACUUCAGGACGGGUCUCUGUACAUUGACUACAUAAUGCGAAGUGAUGCAGGCCCAUACUCCUGUGUUGUUCAAAACUCACGGAGCAAGUUUUCCAUAAAUUUUGUUCUCAGGUUAAACUAUGAGAUUAUCACAGAGGUAAAGAUAAUGAGUCUAUUUGUAGGGCUGGCAUGUGCUGCUUCUUUCUUUAUGUUGAAUUUGAUAUAUGCAUUCACAUCUGCAUUGGCACGCCGUUGCAUAAACCAGCGUCGUCGUGAUGCCAUUUUGAAACUUCUUGAGAAUCUAGACCAAUACAAGUCAUCACAGAUGGGUCGACUUCGUGAGAAUUAUAAUGGUCAAUUACAGAAGAUCAGGGAUACAUACCACCAGCGUUUGGAGCGAAUCAGUACUAACUACACUUCCCAGGUGUCCCGCCUCCGACAAGGGGCCAGCCACCUACGCGAGGGUGCCUCAAACAAAGUAGGCACUAUAAGAGGCAACUAUAAAUCUGUGCGUGACAACUACAACAACCAGCUGGGGAAGCUGCGCGAUUACAGCUCCCACCAACUGGAGCAACUGCGUGACAUGUACAGUAACCAGGUCCUAAAGAUACGUGAUUAUGGCUCACUUCAGCUAGGACGCUUUCAUCACAAGUACAAGCUACAGCAAAAACAUGUCAUCAAGCUGCUGGAGAUGAUGAAUGUGGACAAUUGUCGUACUGUGUUUGACACAGAAUGUGUUCAGGCUGAGUCCAUGAUACUGUCAGACCCGAACCUGGACCCAGCAAUAUUGUCUCCUGUGGACAUGAUCAGUGUCAGUGAUGAGGAAUAUGUUACAGCAACCUCCGAGUCUUCCUCUCGAUCUAGUCAGGAACACUUGGCUUGUGCACACUUACUACAAAAUGAACAGAUGUCAGGGGAGAUAACUGCAUCCACCUCUGGAUAUUCUCCUGCUUCUGAGGAAAUGAAUCUGUCAAGUUCAGGAUACAUUCCUGACAAACCUAUAGCAGACUAUGAUGUAGAUAGUGAGGGGGGUAGUCAAUACAACAGGCCACAUAUUGGUCAGGACUCGUCCUAUGUCAAUAUUCAAAUGAUAGAUGGUAGUGAGGAUUAUAACAUGGAAUAUGAUGGUGAUUAUGAUGAGGAAGAGGAGGACGCUACUGUGUGAAUGUACUUAUACAGAUAUAUAUGCAUGGAAAUGUCUGUCUGGAGAUACAGGAAAACUUUCAUUAAACCAAUUGUUGUGUAAAUAGCUUUAAUAUUUAAACAUAAUCAACUGCCAAUAUAUAUUUUGAAUCAUGGUUAAAAAAUGACAAAUGACAAGUUGUUUUUUCUUUACAACUAUGUAUAACUGAGCCAUGAGAUAAAGGGUUAAGUUUCACCAAAAUUACUUAAUUAUUACCUUUCUAUGGUUACUGUGGGGACUUUUAUGGUCUAAAACUUAAGUUUUGUACAACACCCUGAAAUGAAUUGUAGCUUCAGAAAAAGAUUUGUCCGUUGAUACAAAUGACAAAUACUAAUGGUGUGGGGGCAAAUCAACGAUAUAUAAAGGCUGAUUUAUAGAAAUCAAAUAUCUAUACAGAUUCUUACACAUAAAAUAGUCAGAAAUCAUAUGAAAAUGGGGUAUCUUCUUUUGUAUUUCGUACCAAGGAGAUGGGGUAAUUGAUCGAUAGAUAGAUAGGGUAAAGGGUCAUGGAGGUUAGGGAAGGGUCAUAGAGAACAGAGUGGGGUCAGUGGACAGGAAGUUAUAUAGGUAGGGAAGGGUCACAGGAGAGGGUCAAUUAUUUAAGUUAUAUUUUACCUAUCAGAAAUAAACAUCGAAAUGUGAAAGCAAUAUCAAUGUUCGAUGGCGAUGUUGACCAUGUGAUGUGGAAGUUGACCAUGUGAUGUGGAUGUUGACCAUGUGAUGUGGAUGUUGACUAUGUGAUGUGGAUGUUGACCAUGUGAUGUGGAUGUUGACCUUGUGAUGUGGAUGUUGACCUUGUGAUGUGGAUGUUGACCAUGUGAUGCAGAAGUUGACCGUGUGUUGUGGAUGUUGACCAUGUGAUGUGGAUGUUGACCAUGUGAUAUGGAUGGUGACCAUGUGAUGUG
Molecule: messenger RNA, 4101 nt
Organism: Mizuhopecten yessoensis (Yesso scallop)
Lineage: Eukaryota; Metazoa; Mollusca; Bivalvia; Pectinida; Pectinidae
Product: leucine-rich repeats and immunoglobulin-like domains protein 3
Exons: 2
Coding region: 422-3178 (918 amino acids)
Cellular component (GO): plasma membrane
Molecular function (GO): protein binding
Source: RefSeq, a predicted model, not a curated record